AAUGUGUUGUUUCGUGCUGCAUUAUAGCUGACCAUACCUUGCGGCUUCUGCAUCAGGCGCCAUGGCAUUGCUUACUCCUCCUUGCUUGCCUCCUUGUCGCCACCUGCAGCCAACCUAGGCCCGCUGCGUUCGCCGACCGAAAAAUGGGAUAUGGUUUAGCGACUGAAGGUGUUACGUUGUUACAAGCAAUAGCCGAGCACUAAUGACGUCCAGCACUACAUUGAAUUAUUCUUAUAAUUCGCGAAAAUAAAUCAGAAACGCGAGAGCCAGGGCGUUCAUGGCGUCGCCCGGCCGUCUCUGGCUCGGGUCGUGGGCUCGAUUCCUAUUGGGCCAGCGUCUCGCGCCGUACGUCCCCACGCCUCCGCACGUGGUUCGGGAGAUGCUUCGGCUGGCUCGGGCCGGGCCUGACGACGUGGUUUGUGACCUGGGGUGCGGCGACGGGAGAUUGCUGGUCGAAGCCGCUCUGAGGCAUGGCUCGAGAGGGUUCGGCGUGGAGCUGAACGAGGAAUUACUACGGGCAGCUGAAGAAAACAUUCGGCGGCACGGAUUGGCGGACCGGAUUACGGUUUCGUGCCAGAGAUCCCAGGAGGAAACCCUGUCAUUUCGUAAACUAUGCCUUGCAGGACGCGCUGAAGGUGGACCUUCACGAAGCAACGGUGGUAACCCUGUACCUGAGCGAAUUUGGUAACCAGCAGCUGGUGCCUCGCCUGCAGUCGCAGCUGCCCCCUCACAGCCGCGUGGUGUCCUUCUGCUGGAAGUUUCCUGAGAAGUUUCGGCCAGUGGAGGAGAGGAGAAUAGACGGCAUUCCACUAUACCUUUACAAUUUCCCCUACGAGACGAGGUGGUAGGGUUAUACGCAAGUUAGGAGAGGGGUUGUGGUGUGGUGACGUGUGAAGAGAGGUUUUGUCCGGUGGAGGAGAGAUGAAUGGACGCACAGGCUAUUCCUGCAUAACUUCCCCUAAAAGGGGUGGUGAUACUAGGUGGAUGCAGUUAUGCAUGUCAGCUGUGUGGGUGUGAAUGGCGGCCAGGAGGCAGGGAUUCCUGGACCCAACAGCAGCACGAGCAACAGCAGCACGAGCAACAGCAGCACGAGCAACAGCAGCACGAGCAACAGCAGCACGAGGAACAGCAGCAAGAGCAACAGCAGCACGAGCAACAGCAGCAAGAGCAACAGCAGCAAGAGCAACAGCAGCACGAGCAACAGCAGCACGAGCAACAGCAGCACGAGCAACAGCAGCACGAGCAACAGCAGCACGAGCAACAGCAGCACGAGCAACAGCAGCACGAGCAACAGCAGCACGAGGAACAGCAGCAAGAGCAACAGCAGCACGAGCAACAGCAGCAAGAGCAACAGCAGCAAGAGCAACAGCAGCACGAGCAACAGCAGCACGAGCAACAGCAGCACGAGCAACAGCAGCACGAGCAACAGCAGCACGAGCAACAGCAGCACGAGCAACAGCAGCACGAGCAACAGCAGCACGAGCAACAGCAGCACGAGCAACAGCAGCACGAGCAACAGCAGCACGAGCAACAGCAGCACGAGCAACAGCAGCAAGAGCAACAGCAGCACGAGCAACAGCAUCACGAGCAACAGCAGCACGAGCAACAGCAGCACGAGCAACAGCUGCACGAGCAACAGCGGCACGAGCAACAGCGGCACGAGCAACAGCAGCACGAGCAACAGCAGCACGAGCAACAGCAGCACAAGGAACAGCAGCAGGAGCAACAGCAGCAAGAGCAACAGCAGCACGAGCAACAGCAGCACGAGGAACAGCAGCAAGAGCAACAGCAGCACGAGCAACAGCAGCACGAGCAACAGCAGCACGAGCAACAGCAGCACGAGCAGCAGAAGCACGAGCAACAGCAGCACGAGCAACAGCAGCACGAGCAACAGCAGCACGAGCAACAGCAGCACGAGCAACAGCAGCACGAGCAACAGCAGCACGAGCAACAGAAGCAAGAGCAACAGCAGCAAGAGCAACAGCAUCACGAGCAACAGCAGCAAGAGCAACAGCAGCACGAGCAACAGCAGCACGAGCAACAGCAGCACGAGCAACAGCAGCACGAGCAACAGAAGCAAGAGCAACAGCAGCAAGAGCAACAGCAUCACGAGCAACAGCAGUAAGAGCAACAGCAGCACGAGCAACAGCAGUAAGAGCAACAGCAGCAAGACGGGUGGUAGCUGUAGAAGCUAGUGCUUUUGAGUCGACUCAAGAGCACAUUACUACCUACUUUUGAGGGAUGUCAAACAUAUAUUGUAUGUUUUUGUAGACUAUAUUGGAUUGUG
Molecule: messenger RNA, 2287 nt
Organism: Closterium sp. NIES-67
Lineage: Eukaryota; Viridiplantae; Streptophyta; Zygnematophyceae; Desmidiales; Closteriaceae
Source: the annotation of a GenBank genome assembly